GCAGUCAAUGGCAAUGGAGUCAUCCGUCAUCUUUCUUUUGAUUUCGAUGUUCCUGAUAAGUGUUGCAGCACAAAAACCAUGUGCAGAGAGAUUAUUUGAUGUAAUUGAUUCAGAUAACAGUGAAGAUGUCAACAUAACCGAAUUUGAACUGUGCUUUUCUGAAACAGAAAAGAAAAUCAUCACCAAGAAAGAAUUUUUGAAGGCAAUCGCAGAUCAUAAGUUUGAUACCUGUGGAGUCGAUCCAUCUUUCGUGUUUAAGACCCUCUCAAAACAGAAAACCAAAAUGGACUUGGAAGAAGUAUUUCUUCUAGAUUACGACAUAAAUGAAGAUAAGAAGAUAAGUCUGUCGGAAUUCACGUCGGAACAUUAUAAAAUAUAUUUCAAAUGGAUGAGCAAAAACGUGUUAUCACUUGUGGGAUUUUAAAUGAUAAAUGACAAGGAC
Molecule: messenger RNA, 442 nt
Organism: Ylistrum balloti
Lineage: Eukaryota; Metazoa; Mollusca; Bivalvia; Pectinida; Pectinidae
Exons: 6
Coding region: 8-424 (138 amino acids)
Source: RefSeq, a predicted model, not a curated record